Coniophora puteana RWD-64-598 SS2 is the source of this 1095-nucleotide messenger RNA. RefSeq lists its product as uncharacterized. Bases 1 to 1095 code for a protein of 364 amino acids. NCBI's taxonomy places the organism in Eukaryota, Fungi, Basidiomycota, Agaricomycetes, Boletales, Coniophoraceae. The record is from RefSeq and is a predicted model, not a curated record. The transcript has a single exon.
AUGCCGUCUAAUAAGCGCAUGAGUCCACCAGAAAGCGCUGACACAGCCUGCUCCCAGCAUGAGACGCAUACAUUCAACAAUUCUGCACAUCAGCCUUCCCCUGCCUGGCUAGCCCAGCAAGGUGUCAAAGUACGCGAUUUUGCGUAUGAGAAUCCACUGUCGCCCAUUGCCCCUGUGCCACGACUUCCACGUCAAAUACAACCAGCGCCCAAUGGGCUGAAACGACGUCGAAGCUCACAGGAGGAUGCUGAAGCCGAGAAUUCAGCACACGCCUCGUCUCCACGCCGUCGAAGGUUGUCAAACGCGAAGGUUUCUUCAUCUGUCAAAAAGCCAACGUCAUUGGAACGCAAGAAGACAGAGCCUUUAGAAGAAGAAGAAGACUCAUCACCUAAUCCAUCGCCAAGUUUACACGCUACUCACUCCAGUCGACUGCACGUGCGAGGUCGAAGACUUAAUCUCGUCCGUCAACCAACUGAGCCUCUCAUAAGAGAGACUCCUGGUUUCCCGACGACGCCGCUCAUGCCAGCGUUCAUCCCACAGUCCCAGGCUUCAGACUGGGUGGACACACCUCUCAUCACACCAGAGGCAUCGAUGGAACUUGAUGUAGAGGAUGCUAGCUGCAUACCCGCGUCUCAGCUCGACAUGGAGUCACAAGCUCCUAUAAUGGAUGCUUAUUCAUACUCCCAACUUGGGAUGUCUCCAGGUUUUUCACAGCCUGUUGAUUCGCCAGUGCAGCGCACAGGAUCGCCUUUCCACCCCUCCAAUGCAUCACCACCCUCGCCUUCACAGUCUCUAGAAACGCCCAACAGUUCACCACUUUCAAUGUCUCGAAGAUCUACAUUCCAGGCUUCCAUCCGGUUGCCCGAGAGGCCACCAAUAGACAUCAGGUCUUCGAAUGCUGUAUCUCCCCCGUAUAUUCUCCGACGUCGGUCGCUCCUGUCGACAAUGAUACCCAUCGCCCGUUCACGCUAUCCACAACCUCAUAUUAUUAAAUCAGCAUUUCUUAAGGAAGGCGCUUCUUCCGACACUUCUUCCCGGUCACGGCGGAUACGCCGAUCUACGGCUCAAGGCAUAAAGGCCUCCAUUAUUAGGUGA